AGCUAUUUCCUUGUGUCAGCAAAAAACAAAAUGGCAGGAGAAGUUGUCGUCGAUGCUCUUCCGUAUUAUGAUCGCGGUUACGACGAGCCAGGUGUGAGAGAAGCAGCUCUUUCACUUGUGGAGGAAGAAACAAGAAGAUACAGACCCACCAAAAAUUACCUGGAAUAUUUACCGGCCCCAAAUUACAAUGCUUUUGAGACUGAAAUAAUGAAAAAUGAAUAUGAAAGAAUGCAGGCUCGUUUGCCGAUGGAUAUGUUGAGUAUGAAAAGGUAUGAGUUGCCGCAGCCCUCAGCUGGUAAGAUGACCGAUAUUUCAGCCUGGACAGAAUGUGUGGAUAACUCCCAAGCUCAGCUGGAACAUCAGGCUCUGAGAAUACUGAAUUUGGAGCUUAUGUCUGACAAUGGUUCAAAUGCCUGGAAGGAAUACAACACAAUUCUGGUCCAAAUGAUGGAAAGUGCUCAAAAACACCUUCAAGAUCUCAGGAAACAAAUUCAAGAAAUAAAUUGGAGAAGAAAGAGUGAACAGACUGAGGCUGGAAAUAAACUGAAGGAUCUAGAAGAAAGUUGGGUAGGUCUUGUCAGUAAAAACUAUGAGAUAGAAAGAGCUUGUGUGGAACUGGAGAAAGAAGUGACAAUCCUUGAACAGAAAAAAGCCAAGAGUAAGAGGUAGCAAAGGAGCUGAAAAUUCUCAUCAUCAACACUUUCAUGAAAAAAAAAUCCACUCUGCACAACACAGAUUUUAUUGUGAGGACAGGAUAAAUCUCAGUUCAACAUACUGCAAACUAUUGACAGUCAUUCACUCAUUCACAUACAUUUAAAUCAUCCCUGAAUUCUUUGUGAAAUGUUUUUAUGUAUAUAUUUUGUAGGAGUACUUUUGAAUAAAAUUUACACUAUGAAACUCCU
This is a messenger RNA of Saccostrea cuccullata (small rock oyster), 902 nucleotides long. Its product is annotated as pre-mRNA-splicing factor SPF27-like. Gene Ontology annotation, biological process: mRNA processing. The transcript has 8 exons. Bases 31 to 669 code for a protein of 212 amino acids. NCBI's taxonomy places the organism in Eukaryota, Metazoa, Mollusca, Bivalvia, Ostreida, Ostreidae. The record is from RefSeq and is a predicted model, not a curated record. Gene Ontology annotation, cellular component: Prp19 complex; precatalytic spliceosome; catalytic step 2 spliceosome.